CAGGUAGGUACAGGGGGAGCAAGCGGAGAUUGGUCGGGGUCACAGGCCAGGUUCAGCAGGUAGCUAGCAGCGUAGUACAGAGGGUCAGGCAGAGGGAUGGUCAGGGUCACAAAGCCAGGGAUCAGAACAGGUAGCAGGCAGCGUAGUACAAAGGGUCAGGCAGAGGGAUGGUCAGACAAGCCAGGGAUCAGAACAGGCGGAGUUCAUUCAGAGUCAGGAAUCAAAGCAGGAUCAGGAAUCAGGCAGGAAGCAGACAGGAUGCAGGUACAGGGGCUCAUGGGAAACAUACACCAAGGCACUGACUGCAGGUCUGGCCAU
Staurois parvus is the source of this 318-nucleotide messenger RNA. The record is from the annotation of a GenBank genome assembly. Lineage: Eukaryota; Metazoa; Chordata; Amphibia; Anura; Ranidae.